Guillardia theta CCMP2712 is the source of this 831-nucleotide messenger RNA. RefSeq lists its product as hypothetical. The record is from RefSeq and is a predicted model, not a curated record. Gene Ontology annotation, cellular component: nucleus. The coding region runs from base 1 to 831 and encodes 276 amino acids. Gene Ontology annotation, biological process: regulation of gene expression. Gene Ontology annotation, molecular function: protein binding. Lineage: Eukaryota; Cryptophyceae; Pyrenomonadales; Geminigeraceae. The transcript has 10 exons.
AUGUCCUUCCUCACGCAACUGCACGUCGCUGCAAGGGAUGGCAACCAAGAGAAGGUCGAGGAGAUACUGGAAGGGAAGAACGGCCAGGUGAAGGUCUCGAUUGACGCGAUCGAUGCGAGUGGUCAGACGGCGCUACAUCUGGCGGCGAAGUGGGGGAGGCUACCCGUGGUCAAGGUGCUCAUCGAUUCAGGCGCGAACCUGGAGAUCAAAGACCGUAAGGGCCGGACUGCGAUGGAUCUGGCUAACGACUCCGGCGUGCAAUCCCAGCUGUCAAGGAGAUCAACCGAGAUCAUGAAGAAAGUUGAGUCGUUCCAAAAGGAGAAGCGGAAAAGGGCCCUACUGCUGCAAAAGAAGCAGUUUCUUACUCUCACGCACAGGGAACGUUUGGAUGACGAAGGGGUAUGGGAUAUGAUGAGGCUCGAAAAGGAGCUGGAGGGCGUGGAGAUCGUUGAAAGGGUUGAAGAGGAGCGAUGGGAGGAGCUGAACAACUAUAUGAAGGAAAGACCGCUGGAGUUGAAAGAAGCCGCCUUCCAAGCUGGCGUGCAGUCCCUGAGGCGAGUACCUUGUUGUGCAGCCGUGAAGAAGAAAACAAAAGAGGAGGCAAAGCGGGCUUUGGAAGAGUCGCGGCAGGAGGAGAUCAGAAGGAACGAGGAAAGGAGGGCGGCGGAGCAGCUGAAAGAAGAAAAGAGGGCUCAUAAGGAGCUCAACCGGGAGCGCACAUGUGGAAGAUGUGGUCAAGUGUACACCAACGCUACCAACCGGCCGGGAUUUUGCAUGCACACUGGGAAGUGGGCGAACUGGGGAACGGAUCGAAAUGUCAGAGCAGCAUAG